UCGUCACCGCCUGACUCCAAUCAGCCUGCUGACACUUCUCUGUUUUCCUUUUUUUUUUCGUCAAAUUAUUUCCUCUCUUAAAUCAAAUUUUUUUAAAAACGCUUCCAUCACCGGGGAUUUACACUUUAAUUUCUGACUAAAUGACAAACUGUCUGCCUGCUGGGAGGACAGCCGGUGCGGUGAUAAUACUGGGGGAUGCCCUUGACUUGGAGAGACAGAGAGAGAGAGAAAGAGAGAGAGAGGGAGAAAGGGAGAGCAGCAUCACCAUGUAAGGUACCGCUAUGAGGGAAUAAAAACAAUAGGAUUGUGAUGGUGUUGUGUUUUGGCAGGGGUGUCAGAGAUGCGGCGCAGACUCUGCAAGUUCACCCUGUCCCUGCGAGGCGUCACAGCAGCCACAUUUUGCUGAGAGAAGCCGCCUGGAAAGUGGAAAUGUUGUGCAUCUGCUGGGAGUCCCGAGCUGAGGAGGCCUGAGCGUCUCCUCCUCCACAUCAGAUGGUGGCAGAAGGCAAGUGUGCACGGCAAGAUAAACAAACCAGCUCUGUAGAUAAGCAAACGCUGAGGCGCUGAGCCCUUUUCCCUUCUCCCCUCUUGGUUGCCGCUCUUGCUUUUUUGUGGGGUGGCCUUUCUUGGCACCACAGACGCUGUUUGAAAGACUUGAUGUACCUUUUUAAUAAUAAAUGAGCCGGGCAACAGCCUCUGAACUGUAAAUGCAGGCUUAGUGGACUGUUUAUUUUUUAUGCACUGAAAGAAAGCCGGGUUUGACUGGGAAAGAUGGCGACUGAGCACGAGGAAAACGAGCUGUCCGAGUCCCUUCGGAAGGAGUACAGCUCCUCCGGCGAGCUCGAGGAGACGGGCGGCAACUUGAAAUCCAAAAGUUUGCCGGUUUUGAACGAAGUGGCGCCACAGGAGGAGACCUUGCUGACCGGCUCUGUGCAGAUGAACAUCACUGCCGAGGAGAGCACAGAGUUCAUCCAGCCUCCGGCCAAGACCGAGUCCUUUCAGGCCGAAUCCCCGACAAGAACAAACUACCUGCCCAAGCCAGGUAAGGCGGCGCUCAACAGGCCGAGCUCCUACAUGGAGAACACCGAGAUCCGUAGGAGUAAAAACCUGGCGAGGAGGAAAGCGCCGGGAUUUUUCGCCGCCAGGCUGGCUCAGCUCCGACUGCCCAGCAGGAAAUAUCUCAGCGUCAUCCUGCAGGACUCUCGCUGCUUCCUGUUCUGCAUGUGCUACCUGACGUUCAUCCAGUCGCUCAUGGUGUCAGGUUACCUCAGCAGCGUCAUCACCACCAUCGAGAAGCGCUACAGCUUGCGCAGCUCCGAAUCGGGCCUCCUCGUCAGCUGCUUUGACAUCGGGAGCCUCCUAGUGGUCGUCUUUAUUAGCUACUUUGGCGGACGGGGCCAGAGGCCUCGCUGGCUGGCGGUGGGCGGGGUCUUCAUCGCCGUGGGCGCCGCUCUCUUCUCUUUACCUCACUUCAUCUCGCCGCCCUACCAGAUCCAGGAAGUCAACUCGUCUUCGGCCAAUGAAGGCCUGUGCAUGAACAGUAACGCCAGUGGCAGGGACCACGUCGAUGUCGCCUCCUGUCCCAGAGACCAGGAGGGAAACGAACACAACCUGUAUGUGGCGCUGUUUGUCAUCGCCCAGAUCCUGGUGGGGAUGGGAUCCACACCCAUCUACACCCUGGGACCCACCUACCUGGACGACAACGUCAAGAAGGAGAACGCCUCCUUGUAUCUAGCUAUCAUGUACGUGAUGGGAGCUCUGGGCCCGGCGGCUGGUUACCUCCUGGGUGGAGUCCUCAUCGGCUUCUACGUCGACCCCAAAACCGUCGUCAACAUCGACCAGAGCGACCCCCGCUUUGUCGGCAACUGGUGGAGCGGCUUCCUGCUGUGCGCCGUGGCCAUGCUGCUCGUCAUCUUCCCCAUGUUCACCUUCCCCAAGAAGCUGCCGCCGCGACACAAGAAGAAGAAGAGGAGGAAAAAGGUGAGCCUGGACGACCUGUCGAGCGACGACGACGUCCUCAAGGAGAAGAGCAACAACAACAAGAGCCAAACGGUCACCUCGUCCAUGGGCUUCGGCAAGGACAUCAAAGACCUGCCCAAAGCGGCGGUGAGGAUCCUCAGCAACGUGACGUUUCUGUUCGUCAGUCUGUCCUACACGGCCGAGAGCGCCAUCGUCACGGCCUUCAUCACCUUCAUCCCAAAGUUCAUUGAGUCUCAGUUCGGCAUCCCGGCCUCCAACGCCAGCAUCUACACCGGUGUGAUCAUCGUACCCAGCGCUGGCGUGGGGAUCGUACUGGGCGGCUACAUCAUCAAGAAGCUGAAGCUUGGUGCUCGCGAGUCGGCGAAGCUCGCCAUGAUCUGCAGCGGAGUCUCCCUGCUCUGCUUCUCCACGCUCUUCAUCGUGGGCUGCGAGAGCAUCAACCUCGGAGGCAUCAACAUCCCCUACACCACCGGGCCUACCCUGACCAUGACCCAGAGGAACCUGACUGGAGGCUGUAAUGUGAACUGUGGUUGUAAAAUCCACGAGUACGCUCCGGUCUGCGGCUCCGAUGGCAUCACCUACUUCAACCCCUGCCUGGCCGGCUGCAGCAGCGUGGCCAACGACAGCACCGGGAUUCGUAACUACUCGGACUGCGCCUGCGUCCAGAGCCGCCAGGUCAUCACGCCGUCGUCCAGCGGGCAGGGCAGCAACCAGCUGCAGCUCGUCAUCGUCAAGACGUACCUGAACGAGAACGGAUACGCCGUGUCGGGGAAGUGCGACCGCACCUGCAACACCCUCAUCCCCUUCCUCAUCUUCCUCUUCAUCGUCACGCUCAUCACUGCCUGCGCCCAGCCCUCGGCCAUCAUCGUCACCCUCAGGUCUGUAGCGGAGCAGGAAAGGCCUUUCGCUCUGGGAAUGCAGUUUGUUCUCCUCAGGACUCUCGCCUACAUCCCGACGCCCAUCUACUUCGGCGCCGUCAUCGACACCACCUGCAUGUUGUGGCAGCAGGACUGCGGCGUCCACGGCUCCUGCUGGGAGUACGACGUCACCUCGCUGCGCUUCGUCUACUUCGGCCUCGCCGCCAGCCUCAAGUUCCUCGGCUUCCUCUUCAUCUUCCUCACGUGGUACUCCAUCAAGUACAAGGAGGAGCGGGUGGAGCGCUGGCUCAAACGCCACCUGUCACCCGCCGACACCGUGGGCAGCCUCGUCUGCCACCCGGGCGGUCACAAGGGCCACGCCCGCACCCGCUCCUGCCCCGUCAACAUCCCCCGGAGCGACCCCAACGCCCCCCACGCCGGAGCGCCAACCGCCGGCGCCCUCAACCGUGGCGUCAGCACCCAGAGUUGCCCCGGCAACGAGCUGAAAGCAAUAACUCCACCUCCGGCGCCGUCGCCAAAAGCCACCGCGGCGCCCGCCCCGACGCCGGCUCGCUCUCUGGAACACGUCUCAGUCCGAGUCUGAGUGGGAAAGCGGGCGGAAAGACAAAAGGCGAGGCUGGAAAAUGAAAAAAAAAAAAAAGCCAGCCGGUAAGUUUGUGUGCUUUACCAGCCACCAAACACAACGUGGAGGUACUCUUCUGUUUGGAACGAUGGUCACCUGUGGGUGCAGCUGGCACGUUGGUCUCCUCCAGCUACUUUUCAGGUCACCACCCCCGCGUGGAGGGCAAACUCCAAUCUGAACACCACUGUUGGCGGGUGAAACGGCGAAAGUGGCUGAUCGGAUUCUCUGCGUCUCCAGCCGCUUUGGGGAACAAGCCGCCACCAUCUGGGUGACUCAGCGUGAAAAAUCUGCUCGGUCGGUUAAAAUAUCAACCGGGUGUUUUUUUUUUUUUUUUUGUUUUGUUUUUUUGUUUUGUUUUUUGUGAUUUGGCCGCUGUGGCCAGUGGACGAACAUUUAGCUUCACCGCUCCAGAUGAAAGAAGAGUUCAUCGCUCAUAAACCCGCCUGCCCCACCUCGGCAAUGUGUGCCUUUUCUCACUACAGUCCUCACAUGUGUAUGUACACACACUCACUCCGACACACUGGACGUCCCACAGACAGACGGCGGUCACCCUGUAGAGAUAGGAUUCACCGGAACAGAUACCUCAGCUUAGCCAAUCCUCCUGCUUCCCCCUUCACCUUCUCAAUGUGUUUGUGUGUAUGUAUGUAUGCGUGUGUGUGUGCGCGCGUGCAGGUUUUUUUUUUUUUAUUUUAUUUUAUUUUUUCAGCAUCAUGUGAGUGUUUUUCUUUCCUGAUGGACACUGCAUAUCGUCUCUCACCGAUAAGAAAAAAAAAAAAAAAAAACACUGGAAAUGUGAUACACUGCAAAUAAGUGUUAAGAACUGGAAACCGAUGGCAUGGUGCUAUGUGAAAAAAAGAUGUUAAGCGUCCAUUUUUUUUUGUUUUUUUUAGUGUUUAAAAAACUUGAAAAGAACCCAACUGGACAAUAGGUCACUGGGCUAAGCAGCUUGGCAUGCACAAAACGCAUUCCUGUCCGUUGCAAGGCCUUUUGUUGCUCCCCUUUUUUACACAAUGGCGCGUAGUAUUACCUUCUGCCAGCUCCAUACAAUGUGUCCACACAUCAGCCCCCUUUUCCCCACACUGGCACCUUUUUUCUAAGUGGUUUACCUAAAAGAAUAGGAUUGGCAUUUUCCUCCUGAGCUCAUAGCAGGCUGGACAAGACACCCGGCUCCCUACACCGACCUGGAAACGCCUGGAAUGCAAAAUGAAUCAGAUCGUUUCCCGCUCUGGGAAAAAAAUUUGAGACUGGACAGGAAAAGCGCUCUAAAUAUGGGAUGUAUCUGAGACUAUAGGAAUGACAUCCUUCUGACAUUUUACCAGGCUUAGUGAGGCUUAUCUACUAAACUAAUAAUAAGUAAAAUGAAAAAAAGGAAUACCACACCAUGUGUUAAACAUGGAGGCGGGCGAGUGAUCUACCAUUAUUUAGAGGUCACAGUAAAUUCUUGAAGCCUAGUUAGCUUGUAAAGUAGAGAAAGUGGCAGGUAAAUUUCGGGGUCCACUGAGCGUCUGUAGAUUAAGUUUAGAACAAUAGUCAAUGCUGAUUUAAUGGAUGAAACCUUUUUGCCUGAAAGAAAAUGAACUGCAGUUUUUCCUGACUGCAUACCAGGCCAGACAAUAGGCCGCGGUUUGCACGCACGCUUUGGAAACGUAUGGAAUGCAAAAGGAACGUGACGCCGUCCGGACUCUGAAAAAGUUUCAGAUUGUGUCAAAAACUCCGGAAAGGCACGGAAAACGCCGCCAGACGCAGUCACUGUUCUAGACCCGCCGUCAUUUCAUAUGUCGUGGUGUUUGCUGUUGUGACUGUUAAUCUUCACUAUAGAAGACCGUCACAUUACCCAGCCGUGAUCACUGCAUACCGAGCACUGACCAAAAUCUUCUGCUCCUGUCAAGAAAUUAAAGUCGGGUUAUUUUGACAAGGAAAAUGUGUGCAGGGUUCAAAGGAGAGACGAUCAUUCUGGAGCAACAACGCUGCCGUGGGUGGGAAAUGACAGGUUACCAGCCACAUGUUGGUCAUUACUGACUGUGGCUGGUACCUUUUGACUGUACCAGCCACCCGGGCAGGCAAACCAGGCAGAAAACACACCGCUGCUCUUUUCUGAGGAUGUAAUUAGGAGGUAAAACAGUGAAAGCAGCUGCACAGCUUUGGGGUUUAGUAGACAAAAAAAAAAAAUCUGACGGCGACAUUUUAAUGGGGAUGGAUUGAUGUUUACUUUAAAGGCCGAAACAGAUAUCCAACAUCUUCCCAACAUCAUACCAAUACAGAUAUCCAUUGGAGUGCAAAUGCAGGUUGAGUUUUUCAGACUGGCCUCGCUAAAGGUAACUGGUUUGCUAAUUUGACUAUGUGAAUGUCACACUCCCAGAAAAAAAAGGUCACAAGAAGGCCAGAAUCCACAGUCAUGUGCCUGUGUAUCGUUCCAAACCUCGCAUUUUAAAGUCCGAGGGGUUUCUCUGGUCUGUUAAAAGGAGAUUGUGGCCGCGUAACCAGGUUUUAAUCUACAGCCGCUUUGACGUUUUGGCAUUUUACUCCACUUAUUUUCUAAAGCGCAGACUCUCGGCUUGCAUUUUCUUCCUGGCAAACAAACGGCGUUAAAGCAAAGAGAAUCACUGAUGACUGCCAAGACUGUAUUAAGUUCCCCUUUCCCUCCUUCCUUUUUUGCCUUUUGUGUGUUUUUUUAUUCUUUUUUUUUUCUUCAUGCUGGCCUAAAUCAGAAAAGGUCCACCUCAGUGUUGACUCUGUCUAUGAUUUCUGUUCUGUCAUGUUGCCUGUGAGGUUUAAUGUUUCAUGUUUUAUGUAAAUACACACACACACAAAAGAUGCAAUAGCUCAGACCGCAGUGCUCUGAGGACACCUGCUGGUCAGAUGUGGAACAACAUGUAUGUAGACACAGGAACACACACUGACAGAAAUUCACCACAUGAUCUCUCAGGUUCUUGGUUCAGUGGGAUCUACUAGAUUAGAAACAGCAGAGCAGAGGUUAGUUUGCUGCAACACAUGUUUUAUUUUAACCGAAAACGGCAAGGCGGCAGCCGGGGGGGGCGGACGGUACGGAAGAGUCUGUCCAAGACUUGCAAGAAAAAUAUAUAAUUUGAUUUUACACCGAGGGGGAUCAACGCUCCGAGGACCGUGUAACUUGACUCAACAUGUAAAUGUAAACUUUUAAUCCAAAUAUGAGAAAUCAAAACACACAUCAAAUCACAUUCAUGGUAUUUUCACACCCACAUACACAAACAACCAUAAUGUUCCUGCAUGGGGAAUGCAAUAUGGCAUUCUGUUAGGAAAAAACUGGAGAUUUUUGUUCGAUGAAAUUAGUCCAAUUUUUAUGAUUGUAACUCGGCUGAAUGUCCAGUCAGGGGAAGAAGACGUCAGGUUGUCGAACCUUUGGGACAGACAAACCAGCCACAGCUUUUUGUUUUGUUUUUCCCCACAAACUGAAUGAUUGCAGUGAACUUUUGUGUAUUGGGGAAGUUAUUUGUUGGAACAUCCAGUAUUGCUAUAUGCCUGCCGAAAAAAACAGGGACAAAGAAAACUUGACGCAUGGUUCCAGUAGUCAGUCAGCGACACAGUAGAGACAGUAGAGUAGAGUAGAAAUCACUCGACAUCCCAUGUUUCACGUCUGCAAAAGCAUAAUGGUGAGAGUAGUCAUUUGUAGAGAGUCACAUUUAGGCGUGCUGCCUCAGUAACACUAACUCCAACUUUUUCUGUGUGCGAAACAUCCCGCCCCCGUUCUUCUGGUCUCGUCAUCUCGAAUCAUUCGCCAAGUCACAGAAAUCACACCGAGCGUACGAAAACGGCGACGUCACCUUCCUCGUGUUGAAGUUUCAUUCCUUAAAGGAGAAAUCCACCUCAGACUUGAGUCUUCAUCUUUAUUCCUUAAAGGAGAAAUCCACCUCAGACUUGAGUCUUCAUCUCCAUCAUUUCACCGCUUCCAUGUUGAAAAAAAAAAAAAACUGAGAAAGAAAAACAAAAGUCUGUAUUUCCAGAUUUUUUAAAAAAGCCAUUAGCGGCCGUUAGCUCGUGUUAGAC
Molecule: messenger RNA, 7503 nt
Organism: Myripristis murdjan (pinecone soldierfish)
Lineage: Eukaryota; Metazoa; Chordata; Actinopteri; Holocentriformes; Holocentridae
Gene: slco5a1a
Product: solute carrier organic anion transporter family member 5A1a
Exons: 9
Coding region: 772-3441 (889 amino acids)
Biological process (GO): transmembrane transport; sodium-independent organic anion transport
Cellular component (GO): basolateral plasma membrane
Molecular function (GO): protein binding
Source: RefSeq, a predicted model, not a curated record